AUGGCGAGUGAAGGGAACGAGGGAAGUGAUGCAAUGCCCUGUUGGUCUGAUAGAGUUGGAGAUGAAACUGGAAACGUGGAGGGCGCGAUAACGCCAGCAACUACACCACGUAGAGGCCUGUGGUGCCCGUCACGCCGUCCAGGUUGUGCUACGUCGGGCCGGGUUAGUACAAUCGUUGGUGACGGAUUCGGAACGCUCGGGGCCCUCUUUUAA
This is a messenger RNA of Echinococcus granulosus, 213 nucleotides long. RefSeq lists its product as hypothetical. Bases 1 to 213 code for a protein of 70 amino acids. Lineage: Eukaryota; Metazoa; Platyhelminthes; Cestoda; Cyclophyllidea; Taeniidae. The transcript is spliced from 2 exons. The record is from RefSeq and is a predicted model, not a curated record.